Messenger RNA from Brassica rapa (field mustard), 1611 nucleotides. RefSeq lists its product as uncharacterized. Lineage: Eukaryota; Viridiplantae; Streptophyta; Magnoliopsida; Brassicales; Brassicaceae. The record is from RefSeq and is a predicted model, not a curated record.
AUGCACAUCUAUGCUUCUUCUGGUUUGUGGAAAUCGUCCAAAAGAAGUGGAUGGAGAUUUCUUGUUGAUGAAGUAAAAGGAGGUAGAUUACUUACUUUGGACACAAGCAAAACCUUUGACAACCUAAGAGUUAUGGUUUGUGAAGACUUUGGAAUCGAUGUAAACAUGGUCAAUAUCGAGCUCAGUUACUUAGCUUCUGAUUUGGUCAUUGGCAUCGACUCACCACCUGUAUUCAUCACCAAUGAUCGGCAACUCAAAAAAUUUCUCACCUAUGUGAAGAACAAAGCUUCGACGUGGUUAUGUGUGUGUAUUCGAUCUAAGGCCGAGCCUAGCAAUAUCAAAGUCGAUUUGAAUUUGAAUGAAGAAGCUACUGAGUCGCCUAACAGACAGAAAGAGCCUAUGUCGUUUGAAGUUCGAGAAGAAGAUGUUGAGGUGGAUGAAAGUGAUGAUGAUUGCAACCGUGAAAAAGAUAUGAUCAAUGUAAAGGCAAUUCGUUUUUCUCUCCUUGAUGUGGUGAAGAAGGGUCAACAUUUUACUACAAAAAACGCUUUGAAGGCAACAAUGGAAAUAUGUGCAAUGAAACAUAAUUUCGACUACAAGGUUGGCAAAUCGGAUAAAACAGUUUGGUACGUUCGUUGCGCGGAUGAUGAUUGCGGCUGGCGUGUUCGCGCAGAGGGAUUAACAGGUUCUUCAUUUUUUAUCAUCAAAAAGUAUGUACCUGAUCAUUCAUGUUCUCCAUCAUCAAGGAAUCACUCUGUUCGGACAGUUUCAUCAAAAUUAGUUGGUAGUCUCAUUAUGCAUAAGUACGAAAGUGUCAAGGAAGGGCCGAAACCUAAUGAUAUCAUCCAGUUUAUGCGGGAUGAUCAUGGAGUUGAGAUAUCCUACUCUUUAGCUUGGGAUGCACGUGAGUAUGCAGUAAAUGCUGUGAGAGGAAUUCCAGAGAAGGGUUAUAAAAAAAUUCCCAAAUACUUGCAAAUGAUGAAGGAAGCUAAUCCAGGAACACACACAUUUUAUGAAACUGAUACCGAUGGGCGAUUCAGAUUCCUCUUCAUCUCAUAUGGUCAGUCUAUUCGCGGUUUUUAUGCUGGCAUUCGAAAUGUUAUUGUUGUGGAUGAGACUUUUUUGAAGAGCAAAUACAAAGGAGUAUUACUGGUAGCUACUACUUUAGAUGGUAACUCGAACCUAUAUCCUAUUGCAUUUGGAGUUGUCGACUCAGAGAAUGACCGCUCGUGGGAAUGGUUUAUGAGACAACUUAAGGUUGUCAUUGCUGAUGAUCAGAGUUUAGCUUUUGUGUCUGAUAGGAACGCCUCCAUUGCUAAAGCUCUUGCGAAAGUGUAUCCGCAUUCUCAUCAUGGAAUUUGCAUUCACCACUUGCUGAACAAUGUUGUAACAUAUUUCAAGGGUAAAGGUGUCGCUGGUUUGGUUGCAAAGGCUUCUAAAGCUUAUCGAGUAGCUGACUUUAAGAAGAUUUUCACUGCUAUUUUUGGAAUUAGUCCUGAAAUUGGAAACUAUCUAAUAGAAGCUGAUGUGAGUAAGUGGGCUCGCUGUCAAUUUCCGGGUUACAGGUAUGAUGUUAGGACCAGCAUCUGGAAGGAAUCCCUCCAUUGUUAA